Molecule: messenger RNA, 3730 nt
Organism: Nilaparvata lugens (brown planthopper)
Lineage: Eukaryota; Metazoa; Arthropoda; Insecta; Hemiptera; Delphacidae
Product: ras-related protein Rap-2a
Exons: 7
Coding region: 527-1459 (310 amino acids)
Cellular component (GO): plasma membrane
Molecular function (GO): GTPase activity; calcium channel regulator activity; GTP binding
Source: RefSeq, a predicted model, not a curated record
AGUAGAGUGCGCGACUCGUUGUUGUGAGGCCGCCGGCCGGCUAUGAUGUCUACGCUACCACCUGUCAGCGUCGUGGAAAACACUUUUCCCGAUUUUCCCGACACCUUCAAGGAGUUCUUCUCGAAGCUGAGCAGCGAUGAGCAGGACGAAAACGUCUCCGACCUGCUAGAGGACAAGCUGCUGCCUCGUAUGGUCAGUGCCAACAAUCGGCAGAGACAGCCACUUGAAAAGAGAUGGGCGAUGACACGCCGCUCGUUCCACCGACGGCCGAUGUCGUCAGCCGCGGGCGGGGGCGGCGGCGACCUGUCGCCUUCACCAGCGACGGCGCGACGUCGCUCGUCGAGCAUCGCAGUCGCGCGACAGACGCCCGACCUGCAUCGCUUCCUCGCCGCAGAACAGCAGCGGUCCCCCUGGGGCCACCUGGGGCCCCCCCCACUCUCCCGCACCCAGCGCCAGCCCCGUCGCCUCCCGCCCCGUCUCGCCACGCCCACGCACCAACAACAACUACCGCUGCCGCACCUCGUCCAUGCCCGUCGUUCCCAGACAAAAGCCGAUGCUGGGUCAGAUCAAGAAGACUGCGGUGCCUGCGCCCGACGCGGAUCAGAGCGGCGAAUACUACCGUCUGCGCAGUUUUUCCAUCACGCCAAACGGCAUCUGCAAUCUGGGCGACUCGUUCAAGUCGCGGAGGUCCAAGUCGAUCAGUUCGGUCAACUCAACUUGUUCCAGUACGACCACAAUGUCCAAUCGGGAGCGGGUGCCCAGCAAUGCGUCGCAGAUGAGUGGCUGCCUGUUUGAGGACGUGGAGGAGCAGCCAACGCCGGCGUUCAAGGUGGCCAUGUUGGGAGCGGCAGGCGUCGGCAAAACGGCGCUCACCUACCAGUUCACCACAUCCGAAUACAUUUGUGCCUACGACACGUCACUCGAUGAAGAGUUUGGACAAAAGACUGUGAGUGUUCUACUGGAUGGACAGGAGGCUGAGUUGGAGGUUAUCGAUCAUCCAGCAUCUGAAAUGUCUGUUGAAAGUUUUUGCUCAACAUACAAUCCAGAUGUGUUCGUUGUGGUGUACUCAGUGAUUGACCGGAAGAGCUUCAAAGUGGCGGAGGACAUGCUGCUCUAUCUGUGGAAACACGACUACAUGGCUUCCAAGGGUGUCAUACUUGUUGGCAACAAGGCUGAUCUGGAACGGAAACGAGAAAUACCGUUGGCUGUGGGCAGAAAACUAGCCAAUGGCUGCAGUUGUAAAUUCAUUGAAACAUCGAGUGGCUUGGAUCACAAUGUAGAUGAACUGCUAGUCGGCAUUUUGGCACAAGUGAAGUUGAAUCCGCGACGUGAUAGGGACCAGAUGCACAAGAAGCGGAAACGACAGAAGGUGCGCAUGGGAAGUGGAAAAAGGAUUCUAAAACAUUUGCUAGGUAUCAAGCGAAAAGCAAAAUCCUGUGAGAAUCUACUAGUGUUAUAAGGCUGCAGUGGACUGAUAGAAUACGUUCAUCAAAUCACUCUUCAUCUCUCAUGAAAUCAUCAACAUACUUGCAUAGCUCCUCUCUUCAUGAUCAUGAUAAUCAUUGUUUUUUUGUAAUGGUGAUAAGUAAGAUCUGAUUAUGAGAAUAAUAUUUCAAAGUUUCAGACUUGAAAAAUAUUUUUAUCAAUAUUGUACCUGAUCGAUAGUUUGGAUACAUUUUCUAGAUCAACGAUUAACAUUGUCAGUGAUCCUGUCAUGAAUUUCAUUCAUAAAAAUAUAAUAAUGAAAUUAAUCAAUUUGCAAUUUUUUAAUGUGUCAAACUGCGUUUAAAUAAGGUGUAGCCUAUAAUCACAAUACUGUAAAUAUAGUUUUGAAUGUAGAUAAUGAUGAGAUGUUUGAAUGAAAUAACUUAUAAUACUACCCUUAAACUUUUAUGUUAACUUCUUAGCAUGCAUUGCAUUGCAUAAUAAAUAAAUAUCGAGUGACCUGGCUGGCUCAGGUCUGGUGUCAGAGUUUCCAGGUCGCAACUGAUCAAUUCCAGGGCCUCUGACAUGACCUAACAACUGCUUUAUAGCCAGCCGGGGACCGACGACUUAACGUGCCCAUUAGAAACACGGGAGUGGCCCAAGAAAAAUAACUCGAGGCUGGGAUUCGAAACCGAGCCUCUGGAUUUUUAUUAUUUUUUGCAUAAUAAUCGAAAAUCGAAAUUACAAAAUUAAUACUAUCGCCAAUCACUGGUAAUGAUAAAGUCGUAAUUGGUAAAUGGAUUGACUUUUUGAAAAAAUGCAAUAUAAUGAUAUGUUUGUCAUACAAAUUCUCAUAUAUUUAUUAAGCAUAGAAUUACUAAACGAAUGGACAAAAUGCAAUGAAUUUACUAAUGAAUACAUGGAUAUAGAAGUGCUCGAUUAUAGUUCUCCUCACAUGACUUUGAAGAUGAGAUGACAAUAUUUAACACUUUUUUAAGCGAUCGCCGCCUCAUUUACCGCAGGCUGCGUAGUUGAGAUUGGAGCUGUUUUUUUUUUCAGUCAUCUCCAAAGUUUUGGUCCAUUGAUUAGAAAAUUUCGGAAAGUAGGCUGCACGAGUCUGAUAGCGUGUGGGAGGAGAAGAUGAUGAAGGAUUGGGGGGGGGAGUGUCUGGAGCAGAUUGAGGUUGAAAAAGUAGGAGUGAACAUUGAAAAAGAAGGAGGUGAUAGCCUCAGUCAUGAUGAGGUGAUUGAGUGAAGAAGGAAAAAGUUGGAAUCGGAAAACGCCCUGGAAGAAAUGGAGAAGCCUAAGAAAUCAAAGAUGAAAACGCUGACCCCAUUUGAAUGGUACCGGUGUACAGCACUGGCGUUGGGAAGAAGAAGAUGAAAUAAAGAAUAACAGGGAAAGAAGACUGAUAAGGAACAACUAGAAAAAGGUAGAGGGAAUGUUUCUUUGGUAACGUCGAUUCCCGGGGAAACAACGGAAGUCCUAGUAGUCCAGAUAUCGUGAGCAGACUUUCCAGUUCAAAUGAUGAUCACGCACUCUAUCAGCGUCCUCAUGAAAAAGUCAUUUGUUCAACUGUGCUUCUAAAUAAUGGAAAAAUUUAAGCAAACAUUUUUCAAAUUUUGCAAAAUUUAACUCACCCUAUACUUUCUCGAACACUACGAAAGAAUGAAUUGUUACCUCCUAUCAUGGAUGAUUUGCCCUUUAUAGUUAACCACUACACAUUUUUGAUCAUGAAUAUCUUUGUAUCAGAGACGUAAUAAAUAUUUCUUAUAUAUGUGGUUACCGAAGGUUACAGUACUUCAAGAUAAAUAGAUCUGUCAUAUACCUACCUUAAAGCAUAGAUUAAAUAAAGAAUAUUUACUUACUUUAUGCUUGAAGCUACGUUACAAUAGACUAUAGUAGGCCCUAUAUACGGUAGUAGGUAGUGAAAAUAGUUCUUGUAUCACAGGUAUUCAGUGUUUCUUCCACUCUUUUAUCACUGCAAUACACUGAUGAUCAUGAUGAACCUUCAAUAAUUUAUAGGUACCGUCUAAACUGAUAUUGAGCUAUAAGAUAUUUGUAAUAUUGAGUGAAUGAAAAUAUUGAUUUAUAUUGAGUGGAUAUAAUAAUUAUAAUUAUUAUUAUUAUCCAGUUCAUUUUGCAAAAAAAUACAUCGAAGAUUUAUUCCACUGAAAUAAAUGAAAUCUUAGGAAUAAUGAAGUCUUUAUUUUCUUCAGAUUUCUUCCAUUGAUCUUACCUACAGUAUAGUACCCAAAAUAUAGUAAUAUAGUUAAGCACCAAGCACACAUCGAUUUUUGUUCGU